AUGCCGACAACGAAAAAAACCAACAACGAGGCCACCGGGCCCCAACGUGCGAGCGAAUUCAACGAUGCGCUUCAAGCAGUGCCAGGACAAGUCGCCAUGAUGCACGUGUUGCAAUACUCAUACAUGGCACAGACUACACUUCGGAAGUGCGACUUUGAGGAGCUGAUCGAAGCGUCCCAAGAGGCGGGCAAGAUUCUGCAUGAAUGCGGUUCACCGAUUGACUGCACAGGGAAUCAAACUUGGCCUGAGGAUGCGGAGAAGGUCAACACUCAGAUCAAGGAGAAAUACGGCGAGUUUCCAGCAGUUGUCGACGGAUUUAAGAAGCACGUUGAACAUGCUCGGGCGGCGAUCGCAGCGAGUAGGCGAGGGAUCUAG
Molecule: messenger RNA, 375 nt
Organism: Fusarium vanettenii 77-13-4
Lineage: Eukaryota; Fungi; Ascomycota; Sordariomycetes; Hypocreales; Nectriaceae
Exons: 2
Coding region: 1-375 (124 amino acids)
Source: RefSeq, a predicted model, not a curated record